Trichoderma virens Gv29-8 is the source of this 927-nucleotide messenger RNA. RefSeq lists its product as uncharacterized. The annotation marks the transcript as partial. The transcript is spliced from 2 exons. The record is from RefSeq and is a predicted model, not a curated record. NCBI's taxonomy places the organism in Eukaryota, Fungi, Ascomycota, Sordariomycetes, Hypocreales, Hypocreaceae.
AUGCUGUCAUCCGCAGGUCUCGCGGCCGUUCGUCGCGUGCUCACCAGCUCCGGCGCGGCAGCUCCAUGGCGUCAAUCCACAGGUCUAGCAGCCCGCGCAUUGGUGUUGCGCCUUGCCAUGCCAUCGGUGCGCACAAUUAGCAUCUCGGCGUCUAUGCGCUCGCCGGCGGCCAAGUCCACUGCCACAAAGUCAAAGACCUCGGCCAAGAAAUCGACGACCAAGAAGACCGCAAAGCCCAAGGCUAAGAAACCCGUCAAGAAGAAGGCGAUCAAGAAGAAGGCCGCCGUCAAGAAGCCGAAGAAGACGACUAAGAAGAAGACGUUGACGCCCGAGCAAAAGGAAAGAGCCGAGAUCAAGAAGCUGAGACAGAUGUCGCUGCUGAAGGGACCGACUUUGCUCCCGGAGACAGCAUGGAAUGUAUACUUGAUUGAUAACAUUCGCGGCGCCAGCGGUUCUGUAACAGAGAGGGCCAAGGUCCUUUCCACCAGCUUCAAGAACUUGACUGAGACCGAGAAAGAGCGCUUGACCUCAAUUGGCAACUCCAACAAGAUUGCCAACCAAGAGUCUAAGAAGAAAUGGAUCCAGUCGUUCCCUCCCGAGGUGAUUUACACGGCUAACCUGGCCCGCCGUCGUCUCGCUCGCAAGACCGACAAGUCCAAAGUCUAUUUGAUUCACGACGACCGACUUCCUCACCGUGCUGGAAGCGCAUUCACUUACUAUCUGAAGGAACAGUUCAGUCAGGCUGGUACUGAAAAAGUCACCGACGCUAUGCGCACCAUCAGCGAACGCUGGAGGUCACUGAGCCCUAGCGAGAAGGCUCCUUACAUAGAGCGGGCUCAGGAGCUCAACAAAUCAUCAGGAACCCAGGCCAAGGACUUGAGAGAGAAGGGCGCCAAGUACUGGAAGGAGAAGCUUGCCUCUCCUUCA